CCACCAAAAUAGAAUAAAUAGUGGAUUGGUUAAUCGUUUCUAUGGCAGUUUAAAGUAUUUGCGAAACAUGAAAAACUUAAAACAGCUUGGCAUAGGUAACACUAAUAUUGAUUCUGGUUUAGAGUAUUUAGCUGAAAGUGAUGAUUUUCUUGGCAAGAAAAAAGAAGAAUUGGUAACCCUAGCUAACUCUAUCAAAGAAAAACUUGAUAGGUCUCUACACGGUUAUUUAGAAAUAUUUUUAGACGCUCAAACCGGAAGUAAUGCUAUUGAAAUAAUUAAAAAAAGUUUGCAUAAUAAGACAGAUGAAAAAGAAUUAAAUCAAUUAUCUGCUAUAAAAGCAGAAAUAAUUCAAUUAGAAAAGCAAUUAACUAAUCUCCAAAAUCAAAGCCAACAACAAAUUCAAGUUGCUCAAAUUAUCCAAAAGAGUUUAGCGGCCUAUCAAGCACAAGAAAUUAGCCUUAAUCCUAGUGAACGAGAUAAAUUUGCUCCCAAAAGAGAAAUCACCGUGCGAUUUAGCCUUAACCCUGAUUUAUUGAACUUUUAUUAUUCUUUACCAGCGGGACAAAGAACCGCCAUCGUUGAAGAAAGUUUAAGGCAAGAAAAACGAAAUCGCUCCGAUGAGUUUUCUCAAAAACAAGAAUACCAAAAAUAUUUAGAAGAGUUAUCUUUACCAGAAAAUACCACUCCCUUAGAACAAGCCAAAUACGAAAUUUGUCGGCAAGUAGUAAGUUAUAAAUUAGAUACUAAAAUUAGCACCGAAGAAUUAGCUCAAAAAAUCCAAUUAAGCAAAGCGGAGACGGAGGAUAUUUUAUAUUACCGCAUUGAUUACUUUACUUUGGAUAGACUAAUGGACUAUACUAAUAAAUUAUUUUCCCCCUGUGAAGUAAAAAUCACCAUUGAAAAAAAAGAACUUGGCAAAAACACUCAUGCCCGAGUUAUUUAA
Funneliformis geosporum is the source of this 943-nucleotide messenger RNA. Lineage: Eukaryota; Fungi; Glomeromycota; Glomeromycetes; Glomerales; Glomeraceae. The record is from the annotation of a GenBank genome assembly.